Messenger RNA from Pteronotus mesoamericanus, 2923 nucleotides. RefSeq names its product splA/ryanodine receptor domain and SOCS box containing 1 (gene SPSB1). Gene Ontology annotation, cellular component: SCF ubiquitin ligase complex. Gene Ontology annotation, biological process: proteasome-mediated ubiquitin-dependent protein catabolic process. The transcript is spliced from 3 exons. The record is from RefSeq and is a predicted model, not a curated record. Gene Ontology annotation, molecular function: protein binding. The coding region runs from base 280 to 1101 and encodes 273 amino acids. Lineage: Eukaryota; Metazoa; Chordata; Mammalia; Chiroptera; Mormoopidae.
UGCACAGAAGUCGCGCUCGGGCAGCCCGCGCGCUUGCAGCAGGAACCAGGCUCCAGGCGCUGGCGCCGGGGCCGCGGGGAGGAGGCGACUUCGCUCCCUGCGGCGGGCGCCCCGAGCCUCUCGGUCCCGGAGAACGGGCGGCGGCAGCGGCCUCCCCGGCGCGGCCGUACUGGACGCUCCGCAACUCGCAGAGGCCGCCUAGCAGCCCUCGGGAGAAGAGGCCCCGCGAUCGAUGAGUUUGCUUUGGGAGGUGGUGACCAGGUGAGACAGGAGGCCAACAUGGGUCAGAAGGUCACUGGAGGGAUCAAGACUGUGGACAUGAGGGACCCCACGUACCGGCCCUUGAAGCAGGCUCUCCAGGGCCUGGACUACUGCAAGCCCACCCGCCUGGACCUGCUGCUGGACAUGCCCCCCGUGUCCUACGAUGUCCAGCUGCUCCACUCAUGGAACAACAAUGACCGCUCACUCAACGUCUUCGUGAAGGAGGAUGACAAGCUGAUCUUUCACCGGCAUCCGGUGGCCCAGAGCACGGACGCCAUCAGGGGCAAAGUCGGGUACACGCGGGGGCUGCACGUGUGGCAGAUCACAUGGGCCAUGAGGCAGCGGGGCACGCACGCUGUGGUGGGUGUGGCGACAGCCGAUGCCCCCCUGCACUCUGUCGGGUACACGACCCUCGUGGGGAACAACCACGAGUCCUGGGGCUGGGACUUGGGGCGCAACCGGCUCUACCACGACGGCAAGAACCAGCCGAGCAAAACAUACCCAGCCUUCCUGGAGCCGGAUGAGACGUUCAUUGUCCCCGACUCUUUCCUGGUGGCCCUGGACAUGGACGAUGGGACCCUGAGCUUCAUUGUGGAUGGACAGUACAUGGGAGUGGCUUUUCGGGGACUCAAGGGCAAAAAACUGUAUCCUGUUGUGAGUGCCGUCUGGGGCCACUGUGAGAUCCGCAUGCGCUACUUGAAUGGACUCGACCCCGAGCCCGUGCCGCUCAUGGAUCUCUGCCGCCGCGCCGUGCGCCUGGCCCUGGGGAAGGAGCGACUGGGGGACAUCCACGCGCUGCCGCUGCCCGCCUCCCUCAAGGCCUACCUCCUCUACCAGUGACGCUCCACCCAAGACCCCAGCACGACAGCCACCUGGUGCCAACUCACCGAGCCUCCGCCGCACCUGCACCUUGGAUGGGCGUCUGCUGCCGGGGGAGGAAGGCCCUGGUCCUCCUCCUCGUCCUCCUGGCUGCCCUUCGGGACACAGGCGUGCACAGCUCUGGACACAGGCUCCUCCGUUCCCCUGCCCUGCCUUGGCGGAAGGUCCCUGCACGCUGCACCACCACCCCUCCUUGGAAGAAGACACAGCAGGCUCCUAGGAAGCUCGGCCCUGAGUGCCCACCUGCUCUUAUGGGCGCACGGGUCGCCUCCACCUGCCGGGUCCCAGGGCGGGGCCGGCGAGAGGGGUCCUGGCACCGAGAGCAGACCCCAGGGGUGCCCACAGGUGCUUAGACCAGGGGUCAUGUCCCGGCAACCAAGCUCAGGACGUCGGAAAUGCACCAGAACACCCAGGCAGCCACCAGAAGUGGACCUUCCGUGGGCUGAACACUCAGCAUCAGUCCUGGCUGCCGGCACCCCCAGACCCUGUAUUUAUUCUCUGAACAAUAAGAAAAGCCAUUUAUUUAUUCCAUGUAGAAAGGGACCUUGUUUUGGUCACCUCUGGAGUGUCCUCUUGCUUUUCCUCCACCUGCCGCUCCCCGGCAUGUGUGUCUCACCUGUCCUGCUCGCUGGGCUGUGUCUGUGGCAUAUCCCCGUGUCGGCACAGGUAUCUUUGUUUGGGUCGCUUGACCUACAGUUUCCAGGGGGCUCUGCUCCGAGUCCCUGAGCGGGUCCCCCGGGGAGUGUCAGCCUCCAGUGCAGGAUGGGUGCCUUCGGAGUCACAGCUGCACAGCUGUGGCAGCUCCCAUAUCUCCACCCAGUUCCUUACACUCGGGCUCAUCCAUCUCUGCACGUGGUUUUAUUUCCGUAGUCUUCCGUGGCUUCUAGGGGUGGGUUAGGUUUUGCUUUCACCUUCCUGGCUGAGAGUCCCCACUUGCGUCCCACAGGACCACCGCACCGAGACCGGAGGGGGUGUGGGUCUCCACCCUGAGCAGCCAAGAGCAGGGUGGGAUGAGGGAGACCAGAGCGGGGGUGCGCCUCACGGGAGCCCACGCAAGUCGCGGCUUAGCGCCCGUUCACCGUUCACCGCAGGCUAGAGGGGCGGGGCGGGGUGGGGCACGGCGCUCAGCAGGAGAGGGAGCCCCUCUCUGCCGCGGCCCCCCCACGUAGCAGCCCCCAGCCCCUGCCACCCCGUUUGCCAUUUCUUUAUCUCGAAGUCACCUCCCUUAGAGCCUGACUUUGGUUCAUUUCUGUACAGGUACAAUAGAUAAUUUUAUUUGUUUAAAAUGUUUAAUAUAUAUGCAUAUAUAUUUGUCCGUAAGAAUUAUGUUUUAAACAGCUGCUGUAGGGUACCUUUAAAAAAAAAAAAAAGUCUUCCAGUGGAAUAUAUUUUUUAAAGCACAAACUUGGUGCCAAGACUGGGUGAGGAAUGUAAAUUACCCCCUUAUUAUUGUGAGGGUUUUGGGGGUUUUUUCCAGGCAUGGGAACCUUACCUGUAAGACUUUUCAAGAUUUCCCCUCACUCCUGGUUCAGGGCGGGUCCUGUUCUGACGAACGUUGCACACGAGCGAGUUUCCCUUACACAGAUCCAGCCUUACCGCCUUGACCCAGCCCCUCCCGCGGCCGUGGGCCUCGCGGGGCUUGUGGCCAUCUCUCUGCAGCCCCACCCCCAGCACCCGGCUCAAGCCCACCCUUCUCUCCUCUCAGCCCAGCGCCCUCUGGCCUGUACAGUUUCGAAACUCCCAUUCUAUUUUAUGAUGGUUGAUAAUAGUCAGUAACAUAAUA